GGAAGGCUUACACUUUUUAGCAAAGUGCUGUUUGCUGAAAGCGUCCCCACCACCUUUCAGAAAGAAAAAACUGGUGACGUCACAAGUUUCCCUUCAGGCUUGUCCCACCGCCAGUGAUGACGUCGCAUUUCUCGAGCUUGGUAGAUAUUGCAAACACACUGGUUGUGGCACUUUUUUCUUACUUACAUCGAAUCAAUACCAUGUCUGCUCGCCUUUUCUCCUCACCUAUCCUUGCUGCAGUCAAGCGUUCCGGCGUCCGUUUCCAGUCCACCGCUGGUUUCGCCGCUGAGCGCGAUGCUGUCAAGCACCACGCCGAAUCUGCUGCCAACACCUGGAAGAAGAUCUCCAUCUUCGUCUGCAUUCCUGCUCUCCUUGCCUCUGGCAUCAACGCUUACAACUUGUACGCUCACCACGUCGAGCACCAGAAGGAGCACCCCCACGAAUGGGUUGGUUAUGACUACAUGAACACCCGUAACAAGGAAUUCUUCUGGGGCAAGGAAUCUCUCUUCUUCAACCCUAACGUCAACCACUCUGCCGCUGAGGAAUAGAUUAUUUUAUGAGCAACAUUUGGAUUUUAUUAGAUGAUCGUGUGUACAAGGGUUCUUCCGUUUUAAAUAUAUGAACUUUUGUUUUCAAAACAGUGUGAUGAUUACGAUUGUAUAUUGAUUUGAGAAAAGAAGAAAGUAUAAGCUGC
Molecule: messenger RNA, 694 nt
Organism: Umbelopsis ramanniana AG
Lineage: Eukaryota; Fungi; Mucoromycota; Umbelopsidomycetes; Umbelopsidales; Umbelopsidaceae
Exons: 4
Coding region: 117-548 (143 amino acids)
Biological process (GO): mitochondrial electron transport, cytochrome c to oxygen
Cellular component (GO): mitochondrial inner membrane
Molecular function (GO): enzyme regulator activity
Source: RefSeq, a predicted model, not a curated record